Python bivittatus (Burmese python) is the source of this 3171-nucleotide messenger RNA. It is a transcript of the gene TES, whose product is annotated as testin LIM domain protein. Gene Ontology annotation, molecular function: zinc ion binding. The record is from RefSeq and is a predicted model, not a curated record. Lineage: Eukaryota; Metazoa; Chordata; Lepidosauria; Squamata; Pythonidae.
CACUGACUGAGUCAGAAGCUCUGCCAAAAGAUCCCGUUUUAAGCCUGGCCGCCGCCUUGGGCCGGCUCACACCGCCGCCGAGCCGUUGACUUGCGCUUGCUCGACGCCCGGCAAUCAAACGCGAAUUGCCUCCGGGCAAAAGCCAGCCCGCUGCUUUGGGUGAGCAGGCUGGCCGAGCAAAGGUAUUCGGAGGGCCCGCCAUUGGCUGUCAGACUUGCAAGCUGCUGCGCUCUGAUUGGCUGCAGGGCUUCCUUUGUUCCUUUCCCCACUGCCGCAGAAGACGGAAGUUUGACUCUACUCCGCAGCAGCUGGAGAGAUGCAAAAGGAGACCAGGAACGAGCGGUGUGGAGCAAUCUCUCGAAACACAUUUCCUUUCUAACCACAUCCUACUGUCAGUAGGGGUGGAGGAGGAAGGAAAAAGGCGUCUCUGCUAUCGUUGGUCCCGGAAUCUCGUGUUGCCUGUGCUGAGGAUCCCGACAUGGAUUUGGAGAGCAAAAUCAAGAAGAUGGGCUUAGGACAUGAAGAAGGAUUUGGAGCCCCAUGUUUAAAAUGUAAAGAUAAAUGUGAAGGAUUUGAACUACAUUUCUGGAGAAAAAUAUGUCGAAACUGCAAGUGUGGACAAGAGGAGCAUGAUGUUCCCACCAGUAAUGAAGAUGACCGCAAAGUGGGGAAGCUCUUUGAGGAUACAAAGUAUACAACUCUAAUUGCAAAGCUGAAAUCAGAUGGGAUUCCCAUGUAUAAGCGCAAUGUAAUGAUACUGACUAAUCCCGUGGUAGCCAAGAAGAACGUGUCCAUCAAUACAGUAACUUACGAAUGGGCACCUCCUGUUCAGAAUCAGACCCUGGCAAGGCACUAUAUGCAGAUGCUUCCAAAGGAGAAGCAGCCCGUGGCUGGCUCCGAAGGGGCUCAGUACCGAAAGAAACAGUUGGCCAAACAGCUGCCUGCUCACGAUCAGGAUCCUUCCAAAUGCCACGAGCUGACACCUAAUGAGGUGAAGCAGAUGGAGCAGUUUGUGAAGAAAUACAAGACCGAGGCGCUGGGCGUGGGUGAUGUCAAGCUUCCGAGUGAAGUGGAAGGCAAAACCGGGGAGAAGAAUGUCCUGAGUAAUGGCGAGAGGGGAACCUCCGCUACUGUAGGAGCCAUGGAAGACAAACUGGCUGGCCAGAAAGGAACUCAAUAUUUCUGUUUCCGGUGCAACCAAAAUAUGAAAGAAGGUGACCCAGCUGUGUAUGCUGAGCGGGCUGGAUAUGACAAACUCUGGCAUCCUGCUUGUUUUGUCUGCUGCACCUGCAGUGAACUCCUGGUAGAUAUGAUCUAUUUCUGGAAAAAUGGGAAACUCUAUUGUGGCCGACACUACUGUGACAGUGAAAAACCCCGCUGUGCUGGAUGUGAUGAGCUUAUUUUCAACAACGAGUAUACGCAAGCUGAAGGUCAGAACUGGCAUCUGAAGCAUUUCUGCUGCUUUGACUGUGACUGUGUCUUGGCUGGAGAAAUCUACGUCAUGGUUAAUGAAAGGCCCAUCUGCAAACCCUGCUAUGUGAAGAAUCAUGCCGUGGUCUGCCAAGGCUGCCACAAUGCUAUUGACCCCGAAGUUCAACGUGUGAGUUAUAACAGCUUCAACUGGCAUGCUGCCACGGAGUGCUUUCUGUGCUCCUGCUGCAGCAAGUGUUUGAUUGGCCAGAAGUUCAUGCCAGUAGAAGGAAUGGUUUUCUGCUCAGUGGAGUGCAAGAAAAAGAUGAUGUCCUAAUGGGAAGGAAAUCAAGCUGUGAAACCAAGUUUUGCCUUAUUUCAAAGUCCUCUGCAUGUCUACUGUAUUGGGGCAUUUUUAACAAAAUCAGCAGUAUUAAAUGGCAGAAUCCAAAGAUUUUUGUAUUACUAACUUGAUUGCUUAUGAUUUUAAUUCUUAGGCACUUCUAGGUGCUCAUGAUUUCUUGUUGCAGGAUGUUUCUCAAGAUAGGGACCUCGGUGUAUUCAUAUAUUUCAAAAAUUAUUCUAGAGAGGGGUGUGACCUUAGGCCACUAAAUGUUGGACUGUAUUUCCCAUUAUCAAUGGCUGUUGGCCAUGAGAAUGAAUUCCGAUGAGAGCUGGAAUCCUACAAUAUAUGGAAGACCGUGGGCUUUGCACUCUUCUCCUAUAGUCCUCAGUUUCUUUUUUCAUUUAUAUUCGGCUUUAUACAGAUUCUUCAAUAACAAAAUAUCGAUUGGAUACUUUGUAAACAUUAUGCCUUAUAUUGGUAUUUCCCAACCUGGUGCCUUUAAAUGUGCUGUGUUAAAAUGCCCACACUUGCCAGCUAAUAAAAUACACUAACAGUAUCUCUGUAGUAUGAAUCUCGUACUGAAUCAUAUUAUUUUAGAGUCCAUGAAUAUAUAUACACACAUGAGCAGAGCACUUAGAAUUUAGUACUCCGUUUAUUGCAACUCCCUGCAUAUGCCAUUACAGCAGAGUGUAGGAAAUACGCUUUUGAUAUUUUAAUUUGCUCAGGGAGAUUUUAAAGGGUGCGAUACCAUUCCAACACCUGAACCCUGCAGGACAGCCAGGCAUAGGUACUUGCAUUAGCACUCAGUAGCCCUCAAGCAUAAUUCGGCUAAUUCCUUCAAAAGCCUUCUAGCUCUCAUCGCCACCACAGGGGGCAGCACUCACCAAUUCCGGCUGAUGCUGAAAAACAUUAAGCAGCACCAAACGUGAUUAGGACCAGUGUGGGAGACAGUGAUAAAAUUCCAGGAUCGUGGGCUAGGCUUGGACAUUGAAAAAAUAUCCGAAGGCCUUUGGUAAUAGGGACCCAAUUGCCUUUUGUUCCCUGGUUUAAUGAUUUGAUUUUAUGGAAUCGUUAUACCAGCAAACCCAGGAUUUUAAAAAUUUUGUUAGUACGAGCUCUUUUCUAUUGCAUGUUGUUCUUUCCUGCACCAUUCUUAAAAUAUUAAGAGCUCUAAUUAAUUCCCUGAGUGAUGAGGACAUGGGUUGCACCAUUCCAAGUGAGUUUUGAAAGUCCAAAAAAUUAAACUGCUCUCUUAUGCUCUGCAAUAACUCUCUGGGUUUGUUAGUCCCCCUUACACCAUGCUGCUGAUGCCAGUUAAGUCAACAAAGGAAAGCCAUAGACAGCAGGGUUCCUCAACCUCAGCACCGUUAAGAUGGGUGGACUUCAACUCCCAGAAUUCCCCAGCCAACCAUGAA